This is a messenger RNA of Didymodactylos carnosus, 586 nucleotides long. The record is from the annotation of a GenBank genome assembly. NCBI's taxonomy places the organism in Eukaryota, Metazoa, Rotifera, Eurotatoria, Philodinida, Philodinidae.
UGAAGAUACAAAAACAAUCGAAAAAACGAUGCAACCAGUUCUUACAACACAAGCACAACACAUAAGUACACCAAAUGAAUCAGUACGUCGACAUGUUCGAAUUUUAGCAGAAGAAGAAAGAAUUGAUGCGGAUAAAUGGUUAUCUAUAUUGAAUCAAGUUUAUGAUGAUUUAAAUUAUUCACCAUCACAGCGUAUAGACUAUACAAUUAAAUUUUUAAAUGAAGAACAAAAAACAUGGUAUGAACAAAAUAAAGAUGAAGUUAAGGACGAUUGGACAUUAUUUCGUGAACGAUUAAAACAAAAUUCAUCUAACUAUAAAUUAACUCGAACAACUGCUCCGCCAAUUAAUAUUUCAACAUUAAACAAUACCGAAGUGGUCGUACUAGAAGAUCUCAUCGAUGCAAAAUUUGACAAAUAUGCAGGUGUUGGUGAUGCAAAAAAUUGGUUAUUGCAAACCAUGAAUCAAUUUAAAGCAUGUGGUUUACGACGUGAUGAUCAAAUUGAAGCUAUACCUUUACUAUUAGAGGACGAUGCUUAUUUAUGGUAUGCUGACAACAGCGAUGCAAUUUUCAACUUCGAAACAUUC